AUGAACCCCAACUGCGCCCGGUGCGGCAAGAUCGUGUACCCCACGGAGAAGGUGAACUGUCUGGAUAAGUUCUGGCAUAAAGCAUGCUUCCAUUGUGAGACCUGCAAGAUGACACUGAACAUGAAGAACUACAAGGGCUAUGAGAAGAAGCCCUAUUGCAACGCACACUACCCCAAGCAGUCCUUCACCAUGGUGGCCGACACCCCGGAAAACCUCCGCCUCAAGCAACAGAGUGAGCUCCAGAGUCAGGUGCGCUACAAGGAGGAGUUUGAGAAGAACAAGGGCAAAGGCUUCAGCGUGGUGGCGGACACACCGGAACUCCAGAGAAUCAAGAAGACCCAAGACCAGAUCAGUAAUAUAAAAUACCAUGAGGAGUUUGAGAAGAGCCGCAUGGGCCCGAGUGGGGGUGAAGGCAUGGAGCCGGAUCGCCGGGAUCCCCAAGACAGCAGCAGCUACCGGAGGCCCCCGGAGCAGCAGCAGCCGCCGCCGCCUCAUCACAUCCCGACCAGCGCGCCCGUUUACCAGCAGCCCCAGCAGCAGCAGGUGGCCCAAUCCUACGGUGGCUACAAGGAGCCCGCAGCCCCAGUGUCCAUACAGCGCAGCGCCCCAGGCGGGGGCGGGAAGCGGUACCGCGCCGUGUACGACUACAGCGCCGCCGACGAGGAUGAGGUCUCCUUCCAGGACGGGGACACCAUCGUCAACGUGCAGCAGAUCGAUGACGGCUGGAUGUACGGGACCGUGGAGCGCACCGGCGACACGGGGAUGCUGCCGGCCAACUACGUGGAGGCCAUCUGAGCCCCGCAGCGCCCCGCCCCACCUGUCUCCAGCGCAUUCCACAGCAUCCAUCCACCUGGGGCGUGACCUGUCACUCUUCAGUGUCUGUUUUUUUAAAAUCUGCGACAGCUUGUUGUUUCCCACCCCUCCUCCAGCUGCUUCUGCCAACCGAAGCCUUGUUCUGCCACUUGCGCGGGCUCCUUCCUCUGGCCUGGCUUCCCCUCCUCCAGCCUCUGGGUUGUCUCUGGAUGGGACCGGCGUGGCCUGGGGCUGUGCCGAAGCGGGAGACCUAUUGGCUUCGGCCUCUGUCUGCCUCUCUCCCACCCCCUCACACCCAGACGUUCUGAGACAUUCCAGGCCCCCGGAGGGGCUCCCUACAUUCAUACAUUCCCCAGAAUGGGAUCCCAGCCCCUUGUCCCUGGGGUGGGGACAGGGAUGGGGCUCCACUGUUGUGUAGGGACCAGGAGUUGGGCUUUACCUUUCUCCAGUAGGGAACCGCUGGCCACAGAGGGCCCCCCCUACAAGGGCAACCAAAGGAGCGCAGAGUCUCCCACGUGUGUUCCUCCUCACACUGUGAUUUUGCCCUCCGGCCCACGCAGCCCUGGGGUGGGUGAAGAGCUCCCCGGGAAGCAGGGCUUAGGCCAAGUUCUUGCCUUUCUAAAUUUUAGGGACAGCCACAGGAAGGAAGGGGACCGGCUGUUCUCUCCUGUCUCCCACGCUGAACCCCAGGGCCCCAUGCUCGCCUCCUUGGCUGGAAACCCUGGGGGCCCUGUUGGCCUGCACCAGUCCCCAGAUUGGGGCUCAGUGGACUUCUCAUUACUCCUCACAGGAAGAGGUCUCAGGGCCUUCCAGGCAUCCCCAGCCCACCCAAGGCCUAGUGGACACAGAGCCAGCAGGGACCUCUAUCUCCAAGACCCUGCAAAGGUGGGCAGGAGCGAGGGCGUCCGCAGGUGUCUGCGACAGGCAAGCGUGUGAGUGUGCGAGAAGGGCCAGGUGCACCAGGAGGGUUUGCAGGGCCAUCUGCCCUGAAGUUUUUCUCACAACCCACAGGAGAGAGGAGUGUCCCGGAGGAGAGAAGUUCCUUAGGUUUUCUUUGGAGUGAAAAUCCUUCUUUCCUCCUGUCUCUGAGUGGGGGAAGCCUACCCAUCCUCUGCAGUGUGCAAAAAGGGGGUGGUUAUGGGGUUGGUGGGUGCUGAGCUUGGGGUGGGGGUGGGGAGAGGCUUUGCAGCUCCAGGCUUAUUCUCUGCCCCAUCUCUGUGUCUGGGCUGCAGGCCAGGGGACUGUGUCCCCCACACUCUGGGAGCUCUUAACGCCCCCUUGAAGCAAGGGAGACGGUCCCAGGGCUACAAACUGGAAGCGCAGGCUCCAGGGCGGGAAGCGGAAGAUGGUGCUGUAUCCAAGAUCCUUCCCCGCCCGUGGGGGCUGUGACAACCCUUGCCCGACUUUAUUCAUCUCUGGGUCCCCCUCCAGUCUUUACCCUGUGUCCACCAGGGCCCACGGCUGACAUCCUGUCCCUCCGUGUAUCCUGUUUAGAAAUCAUGUCACCCUGGGGUGUCCUCGUCAACUACUCGUUAGUUCAUUUGGGAGUGUUUCCCCCAAUCAGGUGGAGGGAAUGUCUGGGUGAGGAGCCCCUGCCUGGCCAAUCCCUUUUCCUCUUGGGCCUCUGCGUGGGUGAGGGCAGGCGGGGUGUUGUAUAGGGGUGUUCAGGCCCAGAGGAGGCAGAGGGAACCUCUCUCGGGGAAGCAAUCUUAGCAGCCU
Messenger RNA from Tupaia belangeri chinensis (Chinese tree shrew), 2532 nucleotides. RefSeq names its product LIM and SH3 protein 1 (gene LASP1). The record is from RefSeq and is a predicted model, not a curated record. NCBI's taxonomy places the organism in Eukaryota, Metazoa, Chordata, Mammalia, Scandentia, Tupaiidae. The transcript is spliced from 7 exons. Gene Ontology annotation, molecular function: actin filament binding. The coding region runs from base 1 to 795 and encodes 264 amino acids. Gene Ontology annotation, cellular component: focal adhesion.